GAUUUGAAUGAUUAAAAUAUUUUAAUGUUAAGUUUUAAUUAAUUUGUUGUCAACAGUAUGUAUGUCUACAAUCCUAAUGCAUUAUUGUUAUGGUUUUGCUUAUGUUAUCCAGCAGUACCAUCUAGUGGUCAACAAACAACUUAACCUAUACAGUCAAACUUCCUUGUACUUUGUUCUUUCUUGCAGCACUGCUCAGGACUUCCCUUAGAAACUAUUAUGUCACUGGAUGACUACACAACCAAUUGGAUGAAGUAAAAAAAAAAAAAAAGAAAAAAAAAAAAAGCUUAAAGAGAAGGUUGUGCUGUGCUGUUUCACAUGAAAAGCCGCUGACUACUAUUUGAGUGGCAUAUUCUGCUACAUCCUCUUACUGUUCACUGACUUACUGAAAUGGAAGGAUUCUUAAGAAUUAUAGUCAUCUGUGUCUGUGUCGUUUACAUUAACACCCAAAGUUAUUAUGAAUUUGGGCUGAUUGAAGCAUGUGGUGACUCAGUUGAAGAAGAUUUCAUUGUCAAAUUUGAUGAUGAACAGGUGGCAUAUGUGGACUUCAACGAGCAAAAAGAAAUCAUCACAUUACCUGACUUUGCUGGACAAAUUGAGCCUCCGUCACUGUAUGAGGACGCAAAAAAAGCUGUAUCUAUUUGCAGAAAUAUUGAAGGUGUGCUUAAAGAGGCAUAUGCCAAUUCAUCUGUACCACUUGAAUCCCCCUGGAGCUCAAUAUAUCCCAAAAGUGAUGCACAGUUGAAUGUCAAGAAUACCCUGAUUUGUCAUGUGACUGGAUUUUUCCCUCCACCUGUCAGAGUCUCGUGGACUAAGAACAAUGUGAAUGUGACAGAUGAAUCAACAGUUAGCAGAUAUUAUCCCAACAAAGAUGGGACACUGCAUGUAUUUUCUCGACUGAGCUUCAUUCCAGAGGAAGGAGACAUUUACAGCUGUUCUGUGGAGCACAAAGCACUUCAGCAACCUCAAACCAGAACAUGGGAUGUAGAGAUAAAGGAGCCCAGCAUUGGUCCAUCAGUGUUCUGUGGAGUUGGUCUGGCUCUUGGGCUGCUGGGUUUGGCCACUGGGGUCUUUUUCAUUGCCAAAGGAAACAACUGAAACUGUUUUGGUUCUCAUGUGUAGUUGCAUGUGUGCUAAAAGUACAUUUUAGAAUUUAUUUUAAUGUUAAUUAACCAUAAAUGCCCUUUGCACCGAUUUUGCAAGUGAGAUGCUUUGGUUUUGUUUUCAGGGCUCUAUAUUGUAUACACAGCAGAUAUUGUAUUGUAUACAAUAGCCAUAAAAGUCUUCAUAAGGCAUGAUAUAAUAUUCUACUGUUGCAUUUAUUGUGGUGGUUUUUAAAUUCUAAAUGUAGUAGCUGCAUCAUGGGUCAUGAGAAACUACUCUUACUUUGUAAUAAAUGUCCCUUUUUCAACACUA
Ctenopharyngodon idella (grass carp) is the source of this 1413-nucleotide messenger RNA. RefSeq names its product H-2 class II histocompatibility antigen, A-U alpha chain-like. The transcript has 4 exons. Lineage: Eukaryota; Metazoa; Chordata; Actinopteri; Cypriniformes; Xenocyprididae. Bases 388 to 1095 code for a protein of 235 amino acids. Gene Ontology annotation, molecular function: MHC class II protein complex binding. Gene Ontology annotation, biological process: positive regulation of T cell activation; antigen processing and presentation of exogenous peptide antigen via MHC class II; peptide antigen assembly with MHC class II protein complex. The record is from RefSeq and is a predicted model, not a curated record. Gene Ontology annotation, cellular component: MHC class II protein complex; membrane.